CUACAAUCAGACAGCAUACAAAAACAUUAGUAACACAAUAAAACUACUGGUAAUGAGGAGGGGCAAAACAAGGUCCAACCAUUUGUGUACCUUUACGGAAUUUUAUCCAUGAAGGACAUAAUCUGUGGCUCUCGUUUUAGGUUUUUCAUUGUUCUCAAACACUGCUAAGAAUAGCAAAUGAAUAACUUUCCAUCGAACUCAUCACCAUCACCAACAGCAACAAUUACCAUUUAGCAUCUCAGGGCUUCAACCAUGAAUGACACAGUGGACAAGCUGGUCAUCUUUCUAGCAAAGAGAGAUGGCAUAGAUAAGCUUGUCAAGACUUUCCAGUAUGUGUCCAAGCUUGUUCACUGGCAUGUAGAAGCCACCCAUCCAGACGCUGCAAUGAGAUUCAAGCAAUGGGAAGUUGCUUCUGGCCUUGGCCGGAAAGCCUUCAGAACUGGCAGGUUUCUCACUGGCUUCAAUGCUCUAAGAAGAGGCCCUGGCGCAACCCCGACGUUAAAGGUCUUAGCUGUUCUUGCUAAUGCAGGAGAAAUGGUCUAUUUCUUUUUUGACCAUUUUCUUUGGUUAUCAAGAAUUGGAACUUUGGAUGCAAAGUUGGCAAGAAGGAUGAGCUUCAUUUCAGCAUUGGGCGAGUCUUUUGGCUACAUAUUUUUCAUUAUAGCUGAUUUUAUUAUAAUGAAAGAAGGGCUAGAAACAGAGAGAAGGCUCUUAAUCUCUUCAAAAGAAGAUGGUUCAGAAGAUGCGAAAGAGAGCACGAGGAAGAUCAGAGUAGAGAGAGUGAUGAGGUUGAUGGCAGUAGCAGCUAACGUUGCAGAUUUGAUUAUUGCACUGGCAGAUAUUGAGCCCAACCCAUUUUGCAACCAUGCUGUUACUCUUGGUAUUAGUGGGUUGGUGUCUGCUUGGGCUGGUUGGUACAGAAAUUGGCCCUCGUAGUCAUAGUUCAAAUACCUACCACCCAAGUCUUGAAAAUGGGGGCAAAAAAUCUCACUUGUGUUGUAGUUGCGAUGGAAAUUAUACUCUUUUACGUGAAAAAAUCUUGCAACUAAGUGUUCCAUUUUAUCAUCUUAUUGGUUCAUGGCUUUACGUGGAGAGUUUCUCAAGUCGUAGCAGCCAAUUCUUCAAGAUGGAUGGAAAAUUUUUCAUUUUUUUUUGUAGGCUUUGGAAAUAAUACUCUGCAAUUAUCAUAUUGGACUAAAAUGAUUUAUGUCA
Messenger RNA from Populus trichocarpa (black cottonwood), 1212 nucleotides. RefSeq names its product peroxisomal membrane protein 11B. NCBI's taxonomy places the organism in Eukaryota, Viridiplantae, Streptophyta, Magnoliopsida, Malpighiales, Salicaceae. The transcript has a single exon. The record is from RefSeq and is a predicted model, not a curated record. Gene Ontology annotation, cellular component: peroxisomal membrane. The coding region runs from base 253 to 936 and encodes 227 amino acids. Gene Ontology annotation, biological process: regulation of peroxisome size; peroxisome fission.